CCUCACUUCCCCUUCUCGAACCACCUCUCGACCUUCAUCUGAAGUCCGUCCGUCUGUCCGCUUGUCUUCUGUCCGAGUCUGUUCUCUGCUCUGCUCUGUUCUGCUCCGCUCCACGUCCUGAUUCCCCGACCGACUCGUCUCGACUGUUACUCUCUGCAACUUCUCCCUUGCAACUCACUUCCGCCUGUGACGCUACUACAGCUUGUGUCGAGACGACUGCAACCACGGACAAACGUGCCCACCGAGGCCUGGAGACGGACGAGACUCUGGCUGAGACAUACAAACAACACAACAACGCUCAACCAUUUACAUUUACACUCACGCCCACGCCCACGCCGCAGCUGCAACCUCCUCCUUCUCCUCCCUGUCUACGCUGCUCUGCUUGAAUCUCGCUGUUGUCGAUCAUGCAUCUCCAGCUGUCAUAGCAACUCGCCAAUCCUCUCCAUCCAACCUCGUCCACAAACUCCAAUAUACACAUACAUACACACACACACACACGUCAAGGCCGGCUGCCUCGCUGCAGUGACACACCGCCGACGAAAUUACUCCCGCCCGCACAUCUCGAAACUCCUCCCUCAGCAAGCUUGUGUGUCGCGACUUCGUGCUUGCCCUCCGACUCGUCCGAAAGACGCAACGACAGACUCGGCAUGCGCUUAAGCUCUGGAAACACGCCCGUUCCGAGUCAACUGCCGUAGCCAACCUACCUAUCGUGUCGCACCUUUUUUUUGCGCGCCCGCGUCCCACCGCCGUUUCUUUCCUCAACCUUGAUCCGCGUCGUCGCGACUUCCAACUCUCCCCCUCAUCCCUUGCGGUCCCCAGCGCUUGCACCCGAAUCCAGUCGCUCGGUGGCGACUCAGCACUGCAGCCAUGUCGGCCGUCAAGAAUCUCCGGGCCAUGUUCGAGCAAAAGGCCGAUUCGAGUCCCCCCGAUCGCGGAAGGUCUCCCGGUCUCUCUUCCAACGGCACCGAAACCCCUCCUCCUUCCGCCCGUCCCCUUUCCAAAAUCCGAACCAGCUUUGUGGCCAUCGAAAAGGACGGACGAAUGGGUCUUCGACGAGAUCCCAGCAACGAUUCGAGCGGUAGCUUGUCCCAGCGACGGCUCAGCAGCCACACCGAAGGUGAAGCAUCCGUAUCUGGCCUUUCGGAUAAGACCAUGGCCACCGAGGACACCUCCGGCGGCUAUAAGACCAACAUCGUUGGCAGUCCCAUUCCCGAGUCCCCUCGUCGUCCAGACGCAGACAAGCCCAUAAAUGGGGCUGUACUGCAAAACUUGGGGGCCUUGACCGACCACCCAAGCCACAACCCCGACAAGCAUGUCGAUAUUGAGACACCCACACCAGAGCUCCAGCCUGGCGACCCGACAGAAAAGUCUCCCGAAACCAUCACCAUUUCCAAUGGCGCAGCCCCAGCAAAGGCCCCCAAGACCUCAGCCCCCAAAGACUCUGUAAAGGCUGCCAAGAAGGUCCCUGCCAAGUUGGCACCUCCUGCUACAAUUACAAGGGCAAAGACGCCUACUAGAUCUCCCAUAACGGCAAAGGCACCCACUGCAGGAACUGCCAGCGCCAAGACUGCACCCAAGCCUCAGCAAGACACUUCCAAGAAGACAGCAACAACCACACCAAAGUCGGGUGUGAAGCCUGCCGGAUCGAACAAGAAGCCUGCUCCUGUCCAGGUCUCCCCUGGCGGCACAGGCUUUGUUAAGCCCAAGGUCAAGUCGCCUACAAAGCCUGUGAAGCUGCCUGCUUCCCUUAUGGCUCCAACUGCUGCGUCCGUCUCCAAGGUCAAGGAGGCUCCCCGUGAGACUCUCUCACGCGCCUCCGGCAACCAGGGCCGUCCUGCUAGCAGAGCCAGUGCGACUGGUGCCCCCAAGACCCUCAAGCGCCAAAGCUCAGUCAUCAACCGCACCAGACCCAGCGUUGGACCGCCCCCAAAGAAGCCCCUUCAGGACCAACCCAUUACCAAAAAGGACAAAGAGGUUGAUGAGAGCUUCUUGGCACGCAUGAUGCGCCCCACAGCCAGCUCCAGCUCCAAGCUGACUGAGAAGGCCCCCGUCACCCCUCCUAGAAGCCGGAGCGCAAGGCCCAGCAGUGGCAAGAAGUCUUCUGCCUCAAGGAGCCCCAAGAGGGCCCUUUCCAGACCUGCGGCAUCUCGCACUGGAAGCCCCUUCAUGAGGAAGGCGGAGGCUCCCAUCAAGCAGGUUGCGCCUGAGACUGCCGAGGUCGAGACGGCAGAGGCGGCUGUCGAGCUUGCCAAGCAGGCUGAGGCCCCCCGAACCCCGGAGGCCAAGGUCCCGGUUACGCCGGAGCCUAUCGUUGAGGAGGCCGAUGCUAGCCCUUCGAAAGAGGCCGAGGCUCAGGUUCCCGCUGAGGAUACCGCGGCUGCGUCGCCUGAGCUUGCGGCCGUUGUCGAGGAGCGCGCCGAGGGGCACGAGUUCGAUACCCUCGCUCAGCAGACUGAGGAGCUCUCGCUCAAGGACGGAGAGGCCGAGGAUCACGAGCUUAAGAGCCCUGAUGAGUUUGAGGAGCUAUUGGCCGAUGAGAAGGAGGCGGCGGAGGACAAGGCGGCGGCGGCGGCUCCCGCACCCACUCCCGGCGAUGCGGCCUCAGAAGUUAAGCCUGAGACCGCAUAAACCAGUU
Colletotrichum destructivum is the source of this 2635-nucleotide messenger RNA. RefSeq lists its product as uncharacterized. The record is from RefSeq and is a predicted model, not a curated record. The transcript has 2 exons. Lineage: Eukaryota; Fungi; Ascomycota; Sordariomycetes; Glomerellales; Glomerellaceae. Bases 868 to 2628 code for a protein of 586 amino acids.